Scutellospora calospora is the source of this 1213-nucleotide messenger RNA. The record is from the annotation of a GenBank genome assembly. Lineage: Eukaryota; Fungi; Glomeromycota; Glomeromycetes; Diversisporales; Gigasporaceae.
AGAUCAAAAUUUAAGAGAUCUAAAUUUAAGCUAUUCAAACAAUUUUAAUAAUUUAAACAAAGAAAAAUAUUUAACCUACCUUCCGCACAGUGGUUUCAAUAAUCAAAGAAUUCAAUUAGAAAAUGCAAUAUUUCUGUCAUGGUAUUUGAACAGAACUCUAAUUAUUCCACCUAUCCUACUUUUCAAAGGAAUUACGCCAAUUAUAUCACAACCGUAUGAUGAUCUAUAUAAUAUUUUAGUACGAUUUAUGCGUCCUAACGACAAUUUUGAAGAAAACAAAUUUACUUUCUGUUUUACUAAAGAUAAAACAAAUUGUAAUUUUGUAUUAUGUAUUCAAGAUGAUCAAAACAAUUGUCAGACUGCAUUUUAUACAAUGUAUAACUGGGAAAAAUUAAUGGACUUUACAUUUUUGAGACAACAUAUAAAUUACAUUCAUCGUCAAGAUUUUAAUCUUAAUCACUUAUUAGAUUCACUUCACAUUUAUAAUAGUAUUGAAGUGUAUAAUGUGACUGAUGACAAAUCUACAUAUCAACAACGAUAUUAUGAUGACCCUACAUCAACAAGCAAGCUCGGUAAAUUCCAUGAACGUGUAAAUUUAAUCGACUUAUAUAAAAGACCCGAAAAAUUAUUACAUUUUGGAACUUUAUUUUCAUCCGAUAAAAUUGUUCGACAAUUACCUGAAAGUAUAAAAUUUUGGGACAAAUUAAUAAUGAAUAAAUUAUUACCAAACAAUCCAACAAUAAUUAAUAUUGUAAAUAAUAUUAUUGAUAAAAUUGGAGGAACGAAUAAUUAUAUUGGAGUACAUGCAAGAUUAGAAGAAGGUUACUUUUUAACGAAUCAAAAAACAACGGUACAAAAGCUCAUUCAAACUAUUCAAACUGAUUUUAAACAAAUUGACAUUAAAAAUGAUAGUAAUUGUUUACCAACGAUAAUAUUUUUGGCAACCGAUGUAAAACGUAAUAAUACUUCCCUUCAACCAUUAUUUCAAACUUUUCCUUGUAUUUACUUAUUAGAUGAUUUUAAUGAUCUAUUAGAACCUUUGAAAUUUUUAAAAAAUCCCAAUGAUGGUAUGAUUUUAUAUGAAUUUUUUAUUCCCUUGGUAGAUUUAUUGAUUGUGUCAAGAGGUAAUAAGUUUUAUGGAACAGGCCGAAGUACCUUUUCAAGUUAUGCUAAACGGUUAAAUAGAAUUUGGAAACAUGGAUUAAAUGAUUAG